Messenger RNA from Esox lucius (northern pike), 5585 nucleotides. RefSeq names its product gonadotropin-releasing hormone II receptor. The record is from RefSeq and is a predicted model, not a curated record. The coding region runs from base 336 to 1586 and encodes 416 amino acids. Gene Ontology annotation, biological process: G protein-coupled receptor signaling pathway. Lineage: Eukaryota; Metazoa; Chordata; Actinopteri; Esociformes; Esocidae. Gene Ontology annotation, molecular function: gonadotropin-releasing hormone receptor activity; peptide binding. The transcript is spliced from 8 exons. Gene Ontology annotation, cellular component: membrane.
CAUACGGAGAGGGUAGACGUGUGGGUGAGAUAAGACUGAAAUAGUUCCCUCAAAUAUCGGACUGUAGGCUGUAGAGGGAGCUUUUAAAUAUUUUUUUUUACAUGAAACUUCAAUGUUGAUGGAUUUUAAGAUGGACGUGAUAAAACCCGUUUGCGCGACAUGAUUGAAAAGUAACGCUUCAGCAUUUGAUUUCUGGACAGCUCCUCUCCAUGCUGACAGAGUAGGCCAACUUGGAAGAGGAGUGAUUUGGUGAAUUAGAGGAGACCCAUCGGACUUUCAAUUUUGUCAUCUAAAAAUUGACCGGCAUUAUUAAGUACCCCUCACAUCCCUGCCAGAUGUUCCCUCGGCCAGAUGGGACCUUUACCGGAGCCCCUGCAGACAUUCCCUACCCACAAGCCAUACACACACACACACCUAAGCAAACAGACACACAAACACAGAUGUCAGAUGACAGGGCGUCGGGCAAUUUGUCUCUUUGGCCAUCUUCGCCAAUGUUCUCACCGGGGAACUCCUCCUUUAACUCCUCCCUUGCAACAUCAUCCAACGACUGGGAAGCUCCCGCGUUCACGGCCGCGGCCCGCGUCCGCGUGGCCGCCACAUUGGUACUCUUUGUAUUCGCUGCCUUCUCCAACCUUUCCGUGCUGAUCAGCGUGGCGCGGGGCCGCGGCCGCCGACUGGCCGCUCACCUCCGGCCCCUCAUCGCCAGCCUGGCCUCCGCUGACCUAGUGAUGACGUUUGUGGUGAUGCCGCUGGACGCGGCGUGGAACAUCACCGUGCAGUGGUACGCCGGUGACACCAUGUGCAAGCUGCUGUGCUUCCUCAAGCUGUUUGCCAUGCAUUCGUCCGCCUUCAUCCUGGUGGUGGUCAGCCUGGACCGCCACCACGCCAUCCUGCACCCAUUGGAUGCACUGGACGCGGAGCGCAGGAACAAGGGGAUGCUGCUGGUGGCCUGGGUCCUCAGCCUGCUCCUGGCCUCGCCACAGUUGUUCAUCUUUCGAGCAAUUAAAGCCGAGGGAGUGGAAUUCACUCAGUGUGUGACGCAUGGAAGCUUCCACCAACGCUGGCAGGAGACAGUCUACAACAUGUUUCACUUUGUCACUCUUUACGUGGUCCCCCUGCUAGUAAUGAGCUUCUGCUACACUCGUAUCCUAGUUGAGAUCAGCCGUCAGAUGCCCAAAGACAAAGGUGGAGAACCAUGCCUGAGGCGAAGCGGCACCGACAUCAUCCCAAAGGCACGCAUGAAGACCCUGAAGAUGACCAUUGUGAUAGUGGCGUCUUUCGUUAUCUGCUGGACUCCGUACUACAUUCUGGGCAUCUGGUACUGGUUCCAGCCGGCCAUGCUCCAGGAGACGCCCGAGUACGUCCACCAUGCCCUCUUUGUCUUUGGCAACCUGAACACAUGCUGUGACCCGUUGAUCUACGGCUUCUACACGCCGUCCUUCCGGGCAGACCUGGCUGAUGUGGUCGCCUGCUGCUGCAGAUCGCAGAACAUCUCCCCGAGGUCCCUGGACCACUUCGUAUGUCAGAGAGGCAGGGCAAGCGGAGAGGCAGAGUCAGACAACCCCAGCGGUGACCAACCGAGUUAACCUGAGCCUGAGUGGAACUGCGGGAUACAGACUCAUUUACUCCAUGACCUCUCUAGGGCCCGUUACCCACAACCAUGUUAAAACUACUCCACCAAAAAGGUGGUCGAUGGAGACAAGAUUGAAAGAGCUUGAUUUAGGCUUUGUCUGGAUCAAGAACACUGGCCCUUUGACAAUUUCAGGUGUCACAUCCAGCUAUGCAAAUCACAGAUAAUGAAAGAAAAGAUUCCAGCGCCCAUUAUACCUGUAUUUCCAAUAGGGUCUGGCCAGCUGUAAAAGGUAAAGACCUCCAGUGUCUAAGACUGGGGCAACAAGAAGCAGUUUUCACUCUAUUUUGUUUACAGUUCUCGGUUGCAAGUAGCAGCAUUUCAACUAAACCAAAGUUACAGCUUGGAGGGAGUUCUGAAAGAAUCAUGUAUCAGAAACCUUUGUUUUGGCUGUUGCUUUUAAGUAGUUGUACAAAGUUGGAAAGUCGCAACUAGUUGCAACCAACUUGCAGAUGAUCGUUAGGGUUAGGGUUACAUUAAAGAUGCAGUCUGUGAUUUUUUGGCGCUGGUUGUUGAAGUGGUGCUAUUGAGCAAAACAAGGUAACUGAAAUUGUGUACUAGGUCCUGUGUGCUUAUUUGUGCCCCAGGUCAUAAAAAAAAACAAUUGGAAACAAACUUGGAAUUUCAUGGCUAACCUAGGUAUAAUAGUGAUUUGUGCACAUGUCAACAACAUAUUACACCAUAAUACAACAACAUUCUACAAAAAAUAUUUUGUCAAUAGCCAAAGUCCCAGACUGCAUCUUUAAGCAAUCAAGUACCAUCUCAGAUGCACAAAUCAAAGUUAAAUCCAAGCUGCUGUGUGUAACGACAGCCUGUAACAGAAGACACAACAAAUUAAUUUGAACCAGACUCAAUGGGAAAAUAUCUAGCUAACUAGUGUUUUUCUUUUUAUAUUUCACCGCAUUGCUUUGCACAAUGGCUUUUCACUAUGGGAUUGCAUUGAAGACCCUGAUCGCAGUCACCCUAUUAUAAAAUGACAGAGUUUUAUCCCAUUUGGGUUCCAUUUUGUCUUCAGGUAACUUUUAGUUAGUAGCCAAACAAUGAACCGAAUUAUCCGUGAUUAUUCAACAGUAGAAAUAGGAAUGGCGAAUGGGAUUCUUUAAGGAAGUGUUCGUCGUGUUUAAAUGGGAGUAGGGAGUGAGCAGCAAAAGGCUAUGUUCUGCUGUCUGAAGUGCACAAAGGUAAAAAUGACAGGCAUUCUGGUUAUCUUACAUUAGGAAGUGUUACUGGCAAUGAUGUAAUACUGACAUUGUGUAUUUAGGGAGUAUGCAAGUACUGCACGUUUACUUCGCCUAGCUGAGAUCUUAGAGCAAAUCAAAUAUAGUAUGCAGGCUCCUUUAGUCAAGGGGAAUGCAAUAUGGGUGUCUGUGAUGUUAUCAGCUAACCUUGGUACAAGUCUCUUUGGCUUAAAUUCCCCUCCCUUUAGUCACUGUCACUAAGGGAUUGGAAAUCUAAACAAAAAGACACCAGUACUGAGACUACUUAUCAGCUAGAUGCACAAAACAUGCCAGUGAUUAGGAAACUGGUCAUAGUUUAAUGAGGAACAGAUUAAUGUAAAAGAUUGGUGUUUUAUGAAUGUCUUGUGUUCUCCUGUACUCCUGAUGGUCUCUAUAUUUAACUGUUGUCAUUACGUCAUUCAUGGCUUACAUAGUCCCCAGGAUUUCAUUGGUCCAGAUAUGGUUGUCUGGAUCCCGGAUGAUAGUCUGACAAUCCUCUAAUUGGUCUGUAUGAAGACGAAUCAACCCUAUCAGAUCUUCAGCAUUAAAGUUUGGCGAGUCAGCUUCUUUGAUUUUGCCAAAAUAAAUUACUCAAAUAACUACUUGGUGCUAUCUUAAAGAGGUAUUUGGUUUUUUAGCAUGUUAGACUUAAUUUCCCACUUACUUUUAAAGCAUCAUCCAGACAGUUUUGGUCACAUUAAAAUGUGUGCCUGCCCUAAUAAUGGAAAAACAGCAUUUCGCAGUAUUACUUACCCACCAGUGAAGAAAUUCAUGUGGAAAUCUCCGUAAUGUUAUGGAGCAAGAGAGGGGGCGAUUUUUUUGUUAGAUGUCAGGAUUGUCAAGUCUGUGUUCUUUUGGAAGUCUGUGGAAUCUGAGCAUCAUUAAACCGUAUGAAUGGCUACGGUGCUAUCCCUGAAGGAGGCACAGACAGUCCAGUGGUGAACAACAGCACCACAUCCAAUGGAUCUUCUCCUGGGCCUUCAUUUAGAAACUGCACACAUGUACAAAAUACACCCCAGGAUGUUGGUGUCCAAGCAAAUGCUGACAAAUGUUUUAAACCUUUUAGUCAUGGAACAGGCACUUAUACAGAGCACUUAUCUCUAGAUAGCUUGGUGGGACAAUCACACACCCGAGGGGGAAUUUUCAGUGUCAAUGAUAAAAUGAAAAAGUAUUAGGCUAAGACCUGCCAAACUUAAGACCAGGCAUGCACAAAUCCACUAGUGACUGAAAUGAGGGAUUGGAUAACAGUGUAUUCAUUUUGUCCAAAUUGCUUGUGGCUUGACCAUUAGAAAAAUAUAUAUAUAUAUUUUUAAAUUAUUUUAGGCAAAUAAUACUUUUGGUAUUUAUGGAACAUUCAACCAUCGGGUAGAGCAGCCUGAAGAUGGACAGACAUAAAAACCAGCAUAGCUAGCUAAUGUCAGCUGAGAUAUAUGAAACAGGGACACUGCUAACCGGUGCAGCACAUUCAAAUGAAUGUCUGAGUUUUCACAAAGAUGUAUCCAGCAUGAUUUCCGAUAGAGCUAGCUAACGUCAGCUAAGCAAUUACUUUCUUUUAGAAACUAUCUUGGACAAAUUCCAGUCUCAAAUUAUACACCAAAUAAAAGCCAGUAUGAUAAAUGGGAACAGGUCUGAUUUGAUCAGAAACAUUAUGUAUGGUUUGCAAUCAAGUUUAUUAACCCAUAAGGUAAUGACCUCACCCUCCCAAUGCUUCCAGUUCCAGUGUCAAUUAAUGGACAUCAUUUUGACCAAGUGACCAUAUAGACCCUGUUAAAAGAGCAUAUAGUUCCAUACUGCACUCACGUGUCUAGGUGGGCAUUAAAUUACAUCUAUAAAACCUGACAAUGGCUGCCUGGAUAUUCACUAUGAAUGCCAGUCUGAUACAACCUUGUCUUUGCUCUUUAUUUUCUGUGGGUAACUACUACUCUGUGUUUAUCCAAAAUGUUAUUGAAGCACGUAUUCAAAAUGCCCUAGUGUGCUUGAAGUCUUAAGUAUACUAAAGAAUAAAGUACUUGAUUUAUUCCCAGCAUAUCUGUUUUAUGCUAUUACUUGUAGAAUGUCCUUACAAAUGUGAAGUGACCAAAAAUGCAAAUGCAAGGCAGACAAUGGAAACACUUAACUGUGUGCCGUAAUAUUAAUUUAAACUUUUUCAAUAUGGAAUGUUGCAAAUUAUUAUUAACUAAACCUCGCUGUCUAUACAGUUCCUAUAUAGUUAAAGUCCAAUGUCUACUGAAGCAUGUUUACAGUGGUGAAUGAAUGUUUUUCCAGAAGAUCUAAAGCCUUGCAGAUCUUUCAGUUUUCUGAGGGUAGUAAAUGCUGUUUUCAUCCAGGCCUUUUUGGGGCACUACUGAAAACUUUGCUUCCCUUCCUGGCCUGCUAUUGACUACCCGCUUUUUGUUAAUGUCACUUAUCUGCAAAUGCCACUAUUAAGAAACAAGCAAAAACAUAACACAGAUUCAAUAGUCCUUAUUGUAUCAGAUUCUAUUUAUCAUUGUAAUGUUGCUGGGUUGUUUCUUUUUUUCCCAAAUUAAACAAUACCUUAAAAGAUGUCCAAAUCAGCAAAUUUUUCUGAUUGAUUGAUAGUAAUCGAUGGUGAUGCUUGAUUCUACCAACCAGCAGAUGUUAUAAGUCCCAUAUAAUGUGAAAGCCAUUUCAUGAUCUGACAACAUUCUAUUAAAUGUGGUCUAUUUUACAAUCAAUACAACAUGCAGACAUAAUAAUAUUGUUUUGCAUUCUGUUUG